Diospyros lotus (date-plum) is the source of this 1897-nucleotide messenger RNA. RefSeq names its product nuclear transcription factor Y subunit A-1. The transcript is spliced from 7 exons. NCBI's taxonomy places the organism in Eukaryota, Viridiplantae, Streptophyta, Magnoliopsida, Ericales, Ebenaceae. Gene Ontology annotation, biological process: regulation of transcription by RNA polymerase II. Gene Ontology annotation, molecular function: RNA polymerase II cis-regulatory region sequence-specific DNA binding; DNA-binding transcription factor activity, RNA polymerase II-specific. The record is from RefSeq and is a predicted model, not a curated record. Gene Ontology annotation, cellular component: CCAAT-binding factor complex. The coding region runs from base 273 to 1346 and encodes 357 amino acids.
UACUCUCGCUGUUUGUUUGGAGUUAGUAAUGACGACGAUCUCAACGCACAAUUAGAUUCCUCUCCCUGAAUUCUCUCUCUCUCUCUCCAAACUAGAAGGCGCGCCAAAAGAAAGGUGGAAAGACAAAGGUCUAGGGUUUCUGACAGGAUUAGACUUAGUGUUUAUGUAUGGUUUUGUAAGGUGUUCUGUAUUUAUGAAUCCAACCAUUGGCAUGUGGUUUACAGACGCGUCAUGGGUGUUUGGUCGUGCAAGUUAUAUCUAUUCAUUGGGCCAUGCUGCUAUUGAAUUUCAAUGAGAAGUUUUAUGAAGGAGUUGGAAGCAUGCAAUCAAAGUCGAAAAGUGCAACUCGAAUAGAAGUUAACCCAUAUAACAUUUCACCAUCAGCAGCAUGUUUAGAAUCUUGGUGGCGCAGUAUGGUCUCUAAUUCCAUUCCCCCUGCUGUGAUAGGGGGAAACAGCUCUAAUUCUUCUUCAUUGGAACAAUCUAAAGAUUCUCAAUCACUAUCUGAUGGUGGCUUGGAUGAGGAGGAUGAUGAUACUAUUGGAGAAUCACCAAUUGCUACUUCUUCUCAUUCAGAUGGAAAUUAUGGACAAGAUCAACAGAAUUUCCAGCAUCAAAUAUCAGCUGUGCCUACCCAGAGCAAUGAAAUCCCAUUGCUGCCUCCACAUCUUGAACUUGUUGGACGCUCAAUUGGCUGUCCUGCAAAUCCAUAUCAGCAUCCAUAUUAUGGGGGAAUGAUGGCAGCUUAUGGUCCUCAGCCUCUGCUUCUUCCUCAUUAUGUUGAGAUACCACAUGCCAGAAUGCCUUUGCCCCUUGAUGUAGCGCAAGAGCCUGUUUAUGUUAAUGCAAAACAAUACCAUGGGAUUCUGAGGCGAAGGCAAUCACGUGCCAAAGCGGAGCUUGAGAAGAAAUUGAUAAAAUUCCGAAAGCCAUAUCUUCAUGAAUCCCGCCACCAGCAUGCUUUGAGAAGGGAAAGGGGAAGAGGAGGUCGUUUCAAGAAGAAGUCCGAUGCUGAGGCCUCAAAGCCCCCAGGUGAAGAAACCGGGAAUGUUUCAGGUUCUGCCAUCCCACUACCCGACCCUGCCAAUUCACCUGGCUCUGGAACUUUGCCAUUUGAGGCUGUUGAAACCCAGAACAAUCAUGUGGAAGCAGAAGGACCUGAAGUGCACAAGACUGGUGAACUGCAAGGAUACAGCAACAGUGGUGGGCCUUACCUGUACCGUGGCGGCUUCCAGGCAUAUAGUGGAAAUCCAACCCGAGGAGGCGAGGGAGGCUCUUCUUCUCAGCACUGGAAUGGCAUCCAGCCCAACCCCCCUUCUUCGCAAAGGGGUCUUGCUAUCCAAUGAAGCUGCCGCCUAGGAUGCUGGGAAGGAUGGAUGGCGUGGAAUCAUUUGGCAAAUCAUUCUUGGCUAUAUUAAGCUGGGUGCCAAAUCUUCUGUACAAAGUUUGAGUGAGCCGGUUGGUGCAGAGUUGGAACUUCGAAGGAAUAUAAUCUGUGUAGUGGUGGUGAAAACCUAAAUGCUGCUAUAACUAGUGAGACUUGGUGUGUAAGUUUUGACGGGAGGCUAGUUUUAUCUGGUAUUGUAUGGGUAUUUCGCAUGUGUCUCUCUACCUUUAAAUAAGGGUAAAGUUUGAAUAUUAGAUAUCAAUGCGUGGCCUGACCAUGGGGUUGUUUCUACCAUCACCACCAUUAGCCAACCCAUCAGAUGUAGUCGCUGUCUUUAUGAUUUGUUCUUGUGCCUUCUUUUUUUUUUCCUUAAAAUUCAGCAAAGCUCGUGCAACAAAUAAGUGAGAGAAUAUUCAUUGUAACUAGAUGACAUCACAUUUCUCGUAAUUCAAUCACAUGUGGCCCCAUAAGAUUGUAAAUGAGGAGCGGUUUGACAUUUGGUUCAUGUUA